GAUGAGCUUUGAGUUGGUCAGGAAGGCUGACCUUUAUUCACAAGGGCAGGGGUUAGGUACAUUGUUAAUAUCACGCGUUUUACAGCGAGUUGAGUGAACAUUGCACUUUAACCUGAGUAUUUGACAGCAGCCGAGCCAGUCACGGAAGAGCCAGUGUCCGUGCUCUGACAGAAGCAGCUCCUCAGUACGUGAGGGGAGCAGGGAGCCGGCACAAGGACAAAUGGUUCAUGUUGCUCCCCCAGCCAUGGUUUCUCAGCGCUGCCUGCUCGCUGCUAAGAAUGGGGACCUGGAGACUCUGAAGAGCCUGGAAGCCAGUGGCGAGCUGACCGAGAGCAUCGAGGAUCAGCUGGGGGCUAGCCCGGUCCAUCACGCUGCCAGGGCGGGCAGGUUGGACUGUCUGAAGUUCCUGGUCACCCAGGCGAAGCUGCCGGCGAACAAGCGAGCGAAAAACGGAGCGACUCCCUGCCACGAUGCCGCGGCCACCGGGAACAUCGAGGCGCUGCAGUGGCUGACCCGGGUCGCUGGCUGUGACAUUAAUGCCCGCGAUGACUACGGCGCGUCUACCCUCCACCUGGCAGCUCGGUUUGGCCGACCAGACACAGUCCAGUGGUUGCUACAGGAGGGCUGUGACGCCACGAUGGAGACGGACAAUGGUGCAGUGCCAGCGCACUACGCAGCAGCAAAGGGAGACUCAUCAUGUUUGAAACUCCUCGUCGCCCACUCCCCAAGGGCUCUGAAUAAACAGACUCAGAAUGGUGCCACCCCUCUCUACCUGGCCUGUCAGGCAGGCCACCUUCACAUCGUUGAGUACCUGGUGAAGGAGUGCAAAGCCAACUUGGACCUCCGGGCCCAUGACGGUAUGACAGCUCUCCAUGCAGCUGCCCAGAUGGGGCAUUGUGCACUGGUGGUCUGGCUGAAAUCCUUCACAGAUGCAGAUCUAUCUGCACAGGACAAUGAGGGAGCGACUGCAAUGCACUUUGCUGCCAGCGGAGGGCAUGUUGGGACGUUGGAUCGAUUAAUAAGGAUGGGGGCCAGGAUCCUGAAGGACCAUUGGGGUGGGACACCCCUACAUGAUGCUGCUGAGAAUGGACAACUGGAGUGUUGCCAGAUCCUCAUCAUGAAUCAAGUGGACCCCACCAUUCGAGAUGAUGAUGGCUACACUGCUGCAGAGCUGGCAGAUUACCAGGGGAAUGUGGACUGUGCCAAUUACUUGAAGCAAGUUGAGAUAAAGCCAGUACCAGAUGACCCUCCAGCUUCUGUUCAGAGACACGAAUCGUUCCGGAAAACAAAGAGCAUGGUGAGGCAGCAGAGCGACAGUGACUACUACAGAUCCAUCAACGAGGGCCGCAGGGAGUCACGUGACUUUCAGAAAGGAAUGGAGAAUGGCAAGAAUACAAUUCUGGUGAAACCCACUCAAAUAUCUCCACAGCAGCUGCCAGCAGCCCCACCACUAUCACCCCUUAAACCAGCAGCCCCUGAGUUACCAAGGCAGAACCAUCCAAGUGGUAGGAAGUCAUUCGACACAGGAUAUCUCAACGAAAACAAUUAUGCAGCCCUCAUUGCGGAGCUCAAGUCAGGCAAGACACUAAAGUCUACAGGUUUUGGUGGGACUGUGGCUCAGACAAGCCAAAGUCAAACAUCCGAAGAGCAGUCAAAAGAGAACAAUAUAGCGUCACUCCCUGUGGAUGAGGUCACCACUACCGAUGUUGAUUUGCUGGUGCCCACUCAUGAUGAGAGGGGAGAUCCCAUCCCAGAGUGGAAACGUCAAGUGAUGGUGCGAAAACUACAGGCACGACUCAAGGAUGAAGAAAGGCAACGGAAGAUGCAAAAAGAAGAAACACUGCUCUUCAAUGGUCUGCCUCCAUGGAGACAAGAAAUGAUGAUGCAGAAAAUGAACAGAGAGAAGAAGAAGCAAAGGUUAGAGGAAGAGAAAAGGAAGGAAGCAGAAAACCAAGAGAAGCUUCAACAGGCUGCCAUCUUAAAGCAGCUCGGAUAUGAUGAAAAUCAACUGCUACCAUGGCAACGGCGUGCCAUUCUCAUCAACCACAAUGGAAUAAAAUUCUAG
This is a messenger RNA of Hemiscyllium ocellatum (epaulette shark), 2065 nucleotides long. RefSeq names its product espin-like. Gene Ontology annotation, molecular function: actin filament binding. The record is from RefSeq and is a predicted model, not a curated record. The coding region runs from base 221 to 2065 and encodes 614 amino acids. Gene Ontology annotation, biological process: actin filament bundle assembly. Gene Ontology annotation, cellular component: cytoplasm. NCBI's taxonomy places the organism in Eukaryota, Metazoa, Chordata, Chondrichthyes, Orectolobiformes, Hemiscylliidae. The transcript has 12 exons.